AUGGCAUGUUGGAAAAUUUUAGUUGCUCUACUUGUUUUAUUUUUUCUAUGCUUUCCUCUACCUGUUUCAGUCAAAGCCAUUAAAACUACAUCUUUACCUCUCAGAAACACUACUGAAGCCAAAGUGAGAUGUGUUGAAAGUGAGAGGAAUGCUCUAUUAAGAUUCAAGCGCAGUCUCACAGAUCCCUCUGACCGACUGGCUUCUUGGGUUGGCAAAGAAUGCUGCAUCUGGAAAGGCGUAAAUUGUGACAUCCAAACUGGUAAUGUCAUCAGCCUUGAUCUCAAUGAUAGAACAAACAAUUGCUAUUGGAAGAAAAUAGGAUAUUUGAUUCCAGGCAAUUCAACAUGCUUGGGUGGCAAGAUAAGUCCUGCUUUACUCGACUUGCAUCACAUGGAGUAUUUAAACCUUGGUGGUAAUGACUUCCAAGGACUUACCACUCCCAAUUUCUUGGGUUGUCUUGAAAAAUUACAGUAUCUUAACCUUUCUUUUUCAUCUCUUAUUGGUGUUCCUCCUUCACUUGGAAAUCUAUCCAAUUUGCAGUAUCUAAGCCUCCGUGCAUAUUCCUAUCCUUAUAAUACUGUUGAAAGAAAUUGGGUCAAAGAUUUGAAUUGGGUUUCCUGUCUGUCUUCUUUGAAGUAUCUUGAUAUUUCUUAUGUGAACCUUUCUUCGGCAACACUUUGGCUUGAGUUUAUUAAUAAGCUGCCAUCCUUAGCGACUCUCAUUUUGCAAAACAGUAGUCUCCACUAUCUCCCUCACUCCUUACCAAAAUGGAAUAUGACUUCUCUUUCUUAUCUCUGCCUUUCACAGAAUUACUUUGUUAAUUCUAUGUUGCCUAAAUGGUUGUCUAAUGCCACCACCCUUGAGGCACUUGUUAUGGAAUACAGCAACAUCCAAGGCCCAAUAUCAAAUGUUGAAUGGGGUAAACUCUGUAAUUUGAGGAAGUUGUAUCUAGGGCAGAACAAACUUAAUGGAGACAUAAGUAGAGUGGUGGAAGGAUUAUCCAGCUGCAGCAACAUGACUAUAGAGGUAUUAACUCUAGGUGUAAACGUGUUGACAGGGCAAUUGCCAAAUUCAUUAGGACAUCUGAAGAACUUAAGGAUUCUUAGUAUUUCUUUUAAUAUGGUAUCUGGCCCGGUUCCAGCAUCUAUUGAGCAGCUUUCACGGCAAUCUUUCACAAAAUCACUUUGCAAGACUCCAUCAAUUGAAAGUUUUAUCCCUAUCUUGUGGAAGAAGUUUUUCAGUAACUUGAGCAAUGAAUGGGUUCCUCCAUUUAGCCUCUCAGCUAUCGAGCUUAGAAGUUGCAGUUUGGGUCCCAAGUUUCCAACAUGGCUAAAUACUCAAAAGCAACUUCAGUGGGUCGUUCUCUCUAAUAACUCCAUUUCAGAUGCUAUACCUCCUUGGCUUUGGACGCUGUGCUCACAAUUGCAAUAUCUUGAUCUAUCAGAUAAUCAAAUUGGUGGAAAUCUUCCGAGGAUAGUAAAUUUUCCAUUGACAUACCAAAGCUGGACGAUGGGUUUCUAUUUUAGUUACUAUUAUGGUGUCGUGGUAGACUUGAGGUCCAAUCGGUUCCAUGGUUUGUUGCCUCUUUGGCCAAAUGUGACACAUUUGAAUCUUGCUAACAAUUUGUUUUCAGGAUAUAUACCCUUAAACAUUGGUCAUGUGAUGACAAAACUUCAAGUGUUAGAUCUUUCUGGAAAUGCUUUUAUAGGAUCUAUACCACAUUCCAUAACAAGAGUGAAGCAGCUAUUGAGAUUGGACCUUUCAGACAAUCAUUUGUCUGGAAAGAUUCCUGAUUGGUGGUAUGAUUUGCAACAACUUCAAGUCAUAGAUUUGUCAGGGAAUAAUCUUUCAGGUAGUAUUCCUCCUUCAGUUUGUUCACCACUUUCACUUUUUUGGUUGAGAUUGUGCCGCAAUAACCUUUCUGGAGAGCUUCCACAAUCAUUGAGGAAUUGCAAGAGCUUGCUUGCACUUGAUAUUGGAGAGAACAAAAUCAAUGGCACCAUACCGGAGUAG
Molecule: messenger RNA, 2013 nt
Organism: Solanum dulcamara
Lineage: Eukaryota; Viridiplantae; Streptophyta; Magnoliopsida; Solanales; Solanaceae
Product: receptor-like protein EIX1
Exons: 2
Coding region: 1-2013 (670 amino acids)
Molecular function (GO): protein binding
Source: RefSeq, a predicted model, not a curated record